AAAAAGGUUUUAGUUAAGUUCAUUUCGUUUUAGUGAGAAAGUAAAGGGAAGAAGUGAAACACGUAACUUGUAUUCGUGUACUUGAUUGAAAAUUUAAUUAUAAAUUAUAGAUUUUACUGGGGAACGGGAAAUAUCAGAAUAAGUUAAAGUAGAACUAAGGCACGCCUAUCUGUUAUUGGUAUAAUUUUACACAGAAAUAUGUCGAAGAAACCGGCUGUACAACCGGCGUUACAUAAAGUCAUUAUGGUGGGUAGUGGAGGUGUUGGAAAAUCAGCCCUCACCAUUCAGUUCAUGUAUGAUGAGUUUGUUGAAGACUACGAACCUACCAAGGCUGAUUCAUAUAGAAAGAAAAUCGUCUUGGAUGGAGAGGAUGUACAGAUCGAUAUCCUUGAUACUGCAGGCCAAGAGGACUAUGCUGCAAUUAGAGACAAUUAUUUUAGGAGCGGAGAGGGAUUUUUAUGUAUAUUUUCUAUUACUGAAGAUGAGAGUUUUCAGGCCACACAGGAAUUCAGGGAACAAAUUCUUAGAGUAAAGAACGAUGAAAACAUUCCAUUCUUAUUAGUGGGUAACAAAAGUGAUUUAGAAGAUAAGAGGAAAGUUACAUACGCGGAGGCCAGCACAAGAGCAAAACAGUGGGGUGUUCCUUACGUCGAAACUUCCGCUAAAACUAGGGAGCAUGUUGACAAAGUGUUUUAUGAUUUGAUGAGGGAGAUCCGGGCCCGCAAAAUGGAGGAGAACAAGACCAACAACGGUCGGGGGAAGGACAAAAACAAGAAAAAGAAACUGAGGUGUACCAUACUUUAAUGUGUAAAUGUGUAUGCUUGUUUUAGCUUUAUAUGCAAGAUUAUCGGAUAUUAAUGUUGGAAAACAAACCCCAUACAUCAAUAUAUUUUUUACCGGAUUUGUUAACGUGUAUUCAACAAAUUUAUAAAGACUAUUAUUAUUAGGUGUAUGCGGACAGUCUUUUAAAUUAUAGAGACUAAAAUAUCAAAUUGGAUGUUCGUAAUGUAUGGUUUGUGUAUUAUAUAAAAUUAUAUUGUUUUGAAGUAUGAAUCUGUUGAUAUAAUAAAGGACUAUUAUUUUAAGAAGGUAUUGUCCAUAAGUUUUGAAAAGUGGGCAAUAACUGUCGCUAUUUUUAGGAAUAUUUAUUAUAUGGUAGGAUGUAACUUUUGUACGUAGUAACCACAUUUUAUACAUCACACGUAUUGUAUGUGUGGGUCAAUUCUGUUUAUUUCAUUUAUUUUGCACGAUUCUGUAGUUCGUUUUUGAGAAAUAUACUCGUAAGAUAACCUCAUUCCAAAUCAAAUAUUUUUGUUACCGCUUUUUUCAUUAUCUACAGACUUAACAAAGAUAAAGACUACAUACAAACAAAAUGCUCUAUUUUGGCUAAGUUUUUCACAUACUUUGCACUGCCAUCGCAAUAUUAAUAAAAUCUUAUUCACGAA
Anoplophora glabripennis (Asian longhorned beetle) is the source of this 1445-nucleotide messenger RNA. It is a transcript of the gene Rala, whose product is annotated as ras-related protein Ral-a. Gene Ontology annotation, cellular component: plasma membrane. The transcript is spliced from 4 exons. Gene Ontology annotation, molecular function: GTPase activity; GTP binding; GDP binding. Gene Ontology annotation, biological process: Ras protein signal transduction. Bases 199 to 804 code for a protein of 201 amino acids. Lineage: Eukaryota; Metazoa; Arthropoda; Insecta; Coleoptera; Cerambycidae. The record is from RefSeq and is a predicted model, not a curated record.